Sesamum indicum (sesame) is the source of this 586-nucleotide messenger RNA. The record is from RefSeq and is a predicted model, not a curated record. Lineage: Eukaryota; Viridiplantae; Streptophyta; Magnoliopsida; Lamiales; Pedaliaceae.
AAGUUCUCUUGCCAAUACAAGAAGAGAUUCCGUUGCAGCAAAGAGCCGCAGCAGCUUCGCUAUUAGGGAAGCUUGUUGGCCAGACUAUGCAUGGGCCUAGAGUGGCGAUAAGUCUGGCAAGAUUUCUGCCUGAUUUCCUUGUCUCGGUAAUCAGGGAUGGUCCUGGUGAAGCAGUUGUGAUUGCUCUUGAACAAACAACAAAACUCCUGAACUAGUCUGGACUCCAGCAAUGGCUGCAUCGUUGUCUGCACAAAUAGCAACUAUGGCUUCGGAUCUGUACCGUGAACAGGUGAAAGGACGUGUUGUUGAUUGGGAUGUACCUGAGCAGGCCUCUGGCCAACAGGAGAUGAGAAAUGAACCUCAGGUUGGAGGGAUCUAUGUUAGGUUAUUCCUGAAAGAUCCCAAAUUUCCACUUAGAAAUCCCAAGAGAUUUCUUGAAGGGCUGCUGGAUCAGUACCUUACAUCCGUUGCCGCCUCACAAUAUGAUGGCCAAGCUGUUGACACUGAACUUCCUCUACUUCUUUCUGCUGCCCCGGUCUCUUUACUCAGGAUGUACCCCGCUCUUGCAGAUCAUGUUGGAUAUCUU